Messenger RNA from Rhipicephalus sanguineus (brown dog tick), 2433 nucleotides. RefSeq lists its product as uncharacterized. Gene Ontology annotation, biological process: protein processing. The transcript has 8 exons. NCBI's taxonomy places the organism in Eukaryota, Metazoa, Arthropoda, Arachnida, Ixodida, Ixodidae. The coding region runs from base 1 to 2433 and encodes 810 amino acids. Gene Ontology annotation, molecular function: metalloendopeptidase activity. Gene Ontology annotation, cellular component: plasma membrane. The record is from RefSeq and is a predicted model, not a curated record.
AUGUCGGACGAAGUUCCCAAGCUCCACAAGAAGCAUUCCAGAGGGUACAAGGAUGAAUGCAAGUGGCUACCGCCCUCAUCCGAGCACAUGGACUUGGUCGCGCGACGCCGCGCUUCGAGGGCCGCUUCUUUUCGCAGGAGAAUGUCGAUGGCUCCGCGACACCGCUCGCAUUCGCACGCACAUGUAAGUCCCGCCAAGUCCAAGGAGUCCAAGGAGCACAUGGGCCACGCUCCAGAGGAUGCCGUGAAGUCCAAGGAGCACAAGGGCCACGCACCGGAGGACGCCGUGAAGUCCAAGGAGCACCUGGCUAUGACCACGGAGAGCCAUAAGAGCAGGGCUUGGAGGCACUCGAAGGUCCUACGCAAAGAAGAGGCAUACGUUCAGGAAAAAGUGCCAGGGGUGGACCUGUCGGCGAUCGGCUUGCACGACCCGGCCAAGCAGGAAGAGCGGCGUGAGCGGCGUGAAGCCAUGCGCGCUUUCGUGACCGACACCACGUUUAUCACGGUCGCCAUCAUCGUUUUUCUCGUCGUCGCCUCGGCUCUGGCUUGGCGGCAAGUCACGCAGGAUGCCCACGAGCUCUCCAAAUGCACCACGGCAGAGUGCGCAAAGUUCGCGGGCCUCAUCGCCAACGCGAUCGACGAGACCAAAAAGGCCUGCGACAAUUACUACCUGCACGUGUGCGGCGCCGAGAAUAUGCGUCUCAAGGACGCCUCCAGCACCAACGAGAAGAUUCGUAUCGCCGCUUUCGAGCUCGAAAGAACCAAGCUGCUAGCGAUGAAGGUGCCUGAGAAUGCGCAGACACCGCUGGAGAAGGCGGCCGCCUAUCUGCAGGCUUGCGAGUCCGUCGUGAACACCAGCAGCGUCGAUGAGGUGAGGAAGGCACUCCGCGAAGGGGGCAUCACUUGGCCCGACUACCCGGAUCCGUCGACCAAUCUCAUCGACCAAGUCUUCUACAUGUCAGCGAAGCUCUACACCGGCGUUUUCUUUCGCGUCGAGCUGAAUAUCAGUGUGGACGGCACAGAGCGCCCCGUUGUCGGCUUGAGCCUGGACGCGGACUACCUCUUCGUGCUUAAGAUGUUGGCGAAGCACAGGACGACCAAGCGCAUUCUGGGCCACUUCCAGCUGACGUACGCCACCUUCGCGCCCACGGGGGCGAUGGCCAACGACAAGAAGCGUCUUCAAGAGCUCUUCGACGACCUCAUCGAAGUCGGUCGCCACUUCGCCAACACCACCACCGAAGAAGCAGCCUUGGAUGACAGCGAGACGCUCGUGCUGCAACCCCGCGACCUACCGACGGCGGCGCCGCAUACUGACUACAAGGCCUGGGACGCGGCGUUGCGUCGCUACUUCAACGAGACCUUCGACAACGUCGGGUCGGUGACCAUAGGUCGCCCGAAGUACUUCAAGACCAUAUUCUGGGCCCUCGCCAAGUACGGUAGCCCCAAGCUCCUCGACGUGUUCGGUUGGGUGUGCGUGCAGUCACUGGUACACUACAGCAACUGGAAGUUGCUCACCAGUUAUUAUUUCUCUUCCGAGGUGCAGGCCCUCGCAGCGCACCAAAGACGCUGCAUCGUGCAAACGUACAGCGCCUUCCGCUUCGCCAUAAACGUCGAUCAGUGGAUGCACGUGCCCGAGGAUACGCUCAAGGAUAUUACCGACAUGGCGAACCAAGUAUGGCGGGCCUUGGGGACGAUUCUAAGCGACGAUCGACGGACGAUUCUUGGAAGCCGCGUACCGCCACCCAAAGACGCCUAUCUAGCGUCCAUAUUUAAACACCGUAGCAUCUCCAAGCCCGACCGGCUCGCCGCCUUCUACGCCGUUGUGCCGGCCUUGACCAAGAAGCCGCUCUACGAUUACGUGACCGUCAAGAGUUCCCUGGCGGCCCACUUGCGGGACCCGGAGUUCCAGGACAUGAUUUGGGCACGCCAUUUAGAGAUCACAGGCCGCAUUCAGGGUUACAGCCUGUUACCACGCGAACUGAAGUUCCCGUGGUUUGAACCCGGAGCGCCCUACGCCGUAGCACUGGCCGGACUCGGCGUUCGGAUGGCCGCCACGCUCUACUUCCAAAUGCUGGCCAAAAAUCCCAACGCCAAUAAGACCAAUGAGGCCAACUUCAGGUGUCUGGCGCCUUCCGCAAAGGAGGACACCGAUGUGGUCGGUGACAUUCCGGCCGCGGCCGCUGCUCUGCGCGUGGUCUGGAGAGCCUGGCAGAUGGCGAAGGCCCAGAACUCGAGCCUGGAGAUGAGACUGGGUCCUGCGCGUAGCGACGCCGUCGUGUUCGCCUUCCACUGCUAUUACUCGUGCGGCCGGGAUCCAUACAACGAGCUGCUCUGCAACGUACCCAUGAUGCACUCCGACGCCUUCGCGAGCCUCUACGGUUGCCCCAAGGGAGCCCACAUGAACCCGGAAAAGAAAUGCAACAUUACCACGUAG